Messenger RNA from Brassica rapa (field mustard), 1852 nucleotides. RefSeq lists its product as uncharacterized. Gene Ontology annotation, cellular component: catalytic step 2 spliceosome; U2 snRNP; U2-type prespliceosome. Gene Ontology annotation, molecular function: RNA binding. Gene Ontology annotation, biological process: mRNA cis splicing, via spliceosome; regulation of alternative mRNA splicing, via spliceosome. The record is from RefSeq and is a predicted model, not a curated record. NCBI's taxonomy places the organism in Eukaryota, Viridiplantae, Streptophyta, Magnoliopsida, Brassicales, Brassicaceae.
AUUAUUGACAAUUGCCAUAAAAAAAUGUGUAUGUGUGUGUCAUGUGGACUUUUUUUUUUAUUAAGUUAAUUUUUGAGUUAUAUAAAGUACUUUUAAACUAGAAAAGUAAACGCCUCCAUCGUCUCCCUAGUCGAUUUACAGGCGGUUAGGUCGCAUCGACGCUAAAGUGGUUGUCUCUGAGAAAAAGAGAAUGACGCAGUUUGGCGGGUAUGAUUACUGCACUGAGAAAGCAAUGCAAUAUCUUACUCUAGAACCUGGCAAAGUACCUGAAGCCCUCAAAUUAUACGCUGAAGCUUUUCAAGCAAAGUUAGUCGACGAUAGCUCGAAGACCAAAGUGUUCAACUGAAGAUCCUCAAUUCCUAUGUACUUAUUACUCCGUGGGCUAGUGCUAGUGGUAGUUCAGAUUCUUUCUUAGAACUACCUACAGACCUCAACUCUAUUCGAAGGAUAAGAGAGGACAAAAGAUUUGUUGAAAUUGAUCGAACACGCUCUACAGAAGACAAAAGUGUGAUGAUGAAAGAUCCUUUUGGUAUCACCUUUCUACUUCGGAUGGAGAAAAAGAAGAUGACUCAGUAUGUUGUUGACCACGGUCUCUUGUUUAGGCGUGCGUGUAACCCCAUCGCCUUCGGGUUUCCUCAAGGUAUCAGCCCCAAUGACCUUUGUACUAUUAAGCUCACAGCGGUGUUUGUAACCCGGUAUGGGAUGGCUUUUAAAAAGGCUUUGAAUAAGAUAGCGUCUACUGAGUUUGCGUUUCUGAAUCUUAAUCAUAUCUGGAGGCGUCUUUUUUUCAAUUUUGUGGGCGUCUACACCUCAAUAGUGAAGCCUUCUAAAGAGGUGUAUAGAAGUUGCGAUUUUAUGGGCAAGGCACUCGAGUUGUUUUUCCACCUUCUUCAGCUGAAGAAUGUGAAAAUGGGAGGGAGCAGGAGAGUGAUGGAAGUGGACGCUUUUACUGGUGGUGUAGACUACUUUGCCUACAUGGACUUUGUUGGCUACUCUGAUGUCAUGCCUCGACCUCAACGCCGUUCCGUGAUGAUAGCGCAGCUAGGGCAUACUCUGAGAACGCCCCUGUCCGCUUCUUGGUGUACUACUAUCUUUUUUGUCUCACCCGAGGUGCUUGGAAUUAUUAAGCUCACGGCUUUGUUUGUGGCGCGGUAUGGAAAACGCAUCGCAUGUGAAUUGAUGGAAAAAGAGGGUAGGAAUCCACUUUUUAGUUUUCUGGACCCAAGUGAUUGCGGGUUCCCUUGUUAUAACAUGGUUGUUAAGGUCUAUUCCAAAGUGUUAAAGAAUUUUGAACUAGUUUAUACGGCGGAUAUCGUUCUUCAAAGAUAUUUCCAGUCUCUUUGGGAUGAGGAAAAGGAGGAUGAGCCGAAGGAUGUGGAUGAUUUGUAUUCUUUUGUGGAGUGUGUAGACUCUUUUGCUCAGAUGGAGGAUGAAGAGUUUUUUCAUAAAAUGGGGACCCGUGAAGCACAUGUGUACCCUUUUCAUGAUCAGACCUCUCGAGUUCACAGUCGACCACAUGUGUACCACCCUUUUCAUGAUCAGACCUCACCAGCAAAUGUUCAGGAGGAGGAGGGUCCUUCUAGUAUCGAGGUUUGUGUUCCAACAUUGGAUGGAAGGGUGAUCAUUGAGAUCGUAGUGGAGUCUUUUUUUGGGGAAAAAGUGGCGAGUCUGAAGGAGAAAAUAGUGAAGGUGAUUCAAAUUCCUUCCAAGUAUCUGAAGUUGAGGGGAAAAUUAGUUGGAGUUUUGAGAGACGACAAGUCACUUGCAGAUAACAACGUUGAAGCAGGAGAAAUCUUAAUAGCGACUUGGCGCUUUUCAAGAUGGGAAGUGCAAAUCACUUAGUUGCUUUUCU